Messenger RNA from Nerophis ophidion (straightnose pipefish), 6546 nucleotides. RefSeq names its product ring finger and CCCH-type domains 2 (gene rc3h2). Gene Ontology annotation, molecular function: metal ion binding. Lineage: Eukaryota; Metazoa; Chordata; Actinopteri; Syngnathiformes; Syngnathidae. The record is from RefSeq and is a predicted model, not a curated record.
UUUGCAUUUGUGCAAGAAGGCAGGAUGAUGGCGUUGAGGCCAAGUAGCGUCCUCGGCGAGCCUGCAGGGAACCCUCACAAGCGGCCCGGGUGUCAGCGUGUCAGCGCGGCGGCCCGCAGGAGACGCGGCCCUGUGCCCGCCCUGAGCCCCAGUGAUGCCGGUGCAGGCGGCCCAGUGGAGCGACUUCCUGUCCUGCCCCGUCUGCUACCACCUCUUCGACGGCGGCGACCACCAGCCCGUCAGCCUGGGCUGCUCGCACACGGUGUGUCGCGGCUGCCUGCGCCAGCUGCACGGCGAGGCCUGCCCCUUCGACCAGGCGCCCAUCUGCAGCGACGUGGACCUGCUGCCCGCCAACCGCGCCCUGCUGCGGCUGCUCGGCGCCCAGCUUCCAGACGUGCAGACGCUCGGCCUGGGCGGCGCGGCGGACGUGUGCCACUACGAGGCCUGCAGGGGGUGCGUGGAACACCUGGCGCUCUACCUGCAGCCCGUCAGCGCCAGCAAAGGGGCGUGCCCCCCCUCCAGUGUCAGCGUGCUGAGUCGGCCCAUGCAGAGGAAGUUGGUGACUCUGGUGCACUGCCAGCUGCUGGAGCAGGAAGGUCGCCUGCGGGCGCUCAGGGCGGCUCGCUCUCUGGGCGAGCGCUCGAUCACAGAACUCAUCCUGCAGCACCAGAACCCCCAGCAGCUUUCUGCCAACCUCUGGGCGGCCGUGCGGGCGCGGGGCUGCCAGUUCUUGGGACCCGCCAUGCAGGAGGAGGCCCUGAAGCUGGUGCUGUUGUCUCUGGAGGACGGCUCUGCGUUGUCCCGGAAGGUUCUGGUUCUGUUUGUGGUCCAGAAGCUGGAAGGUCGCUUCCCUCAGGCGUCCAAGACCAGCGUGGGCCACCUGGUGCAGCUGCUCUACAGGGCCUCCUGCUUCAAGGUGACCAAACGGGACGAGGACUCGUCGCUCAUGCAGCUGAAGGAGGAGUUCCGUGCGUACGAGGCUCUGCGCCGAGAGCACGACGCCCAGAUCGUCCACAUCGCCAUGGAAGCCGGCCUCCGCAUUUCUCCUGAGCAGUGGUCCUCUCUUCUCUACGGGGACCUGGUCCACAAGUCCCACAUGCAGUCCAUCAUCGACAAGCUGCAGUCUUUCGAGUCCUUUGCGAAGAGCGUCCAAGAGCUGACCAUCGUCCUGCAGAGGACAGGAGACCCUGCAAACCUGACCAGCCUGAGACCUCACCUGGAACUGCUGGCCAACCUAGACCACAAUCCUGACGAUCCUUCGCCAUCCUGGCAGGAAGUAGAGAAGGUGAUGUUGGCGGUCGAGGUGGUUGUUCACGGCCUCGUGGAAUUCAUGCAAAACUUCACAAAGAAGACCCAGGACACUCCGCAGCUGCAGGGGAACAGCAAGUACAAGACCAGCAUGUGUCGAGACCUGCGCCAUCAGGGAGGAUGUCCUCGAGGAAACAACUGCACCUUUGCACACACGCAGGAAGAACUGGACACAUUCCGAGUGAGGAACAAGAAGAGCAGCAGCGUGAGUCGCACUAAAACUUUCCCCGUGGACGUCCAGACUGACGACUCUGCAGGCGAGGACGUGACCACGCAGCUGGCGUCCGUGAGGGUGGGACCCACAUGUGAGGACGUGGCGUGUGCGAGGGGAGGACCCACACCUGAGGACGUGACGUGUGGGAGGGGAGGACCCACACCUGAGGACGUGGCGUGUGCGAGGGGAGGACCCACAUGUGAGGACAUGGCGUGUGCGAGGGGAGGACCCACACGGGAGGACAUGGCGUCCAGUAUGACCAGCAGCACCUCACUGGGCUCGGCAGACCAUAACGUGGUUGAUGGUCCUAAAGGUCCCCGCCCUCCGCGGAGAGUCCCGUCCGUCCCCGCCUCAGCGUCGCCCCCUGUGGGCGGGAGUGAUGAGACGGACAAGUGUGGCGUCACGCUGAGGGUGCCCCAUCCUUCUCACGCCUCCGAGCUCAUCUACCCAGGACAAGUUGACUAUCACACCAGCUCAGGUUCCUUCCACGCACCUGCACACAAGUCCUGCAUGGCUCGCUUCCUCAGAUCUUCCAACGUCCCAGAAUCCUCUCUGCCGCCGGGCUCCUUUCCUGACCAGCCUUCCUCCUCUUCGCCCUCGGCGUACACGCCGCCGCAGCCGCCGCCCGGAGACCGGCUGGUCCUCUUCCACCCCCAGCACCCCGGGCAGCCCCGGUACGGUCCCCUGGUGUCCGCCCACGCCGUCUACGCCCCGCUCUACGACAGCAGGCGAGCGUGGAGGCCUCAGCUGUACCACCGGGAGGACGCCCGGAGUAACUCGCUGCCCCCGGAGGUGUUCCAGACGUCCGUCUACCAGCCCCCGCUCAGGGAGAGAUUCAACUCGCUGGACAGCAACUACUGCUCUGGACCCGACCACCACAGGGACUACGGCUGUGUUCCUAUGGGCUACGAGGAGCUCUUCCGACACAAGCAGGAGCAGUGCCACCACCACCAGCACCACCAGCACCAGCAGCACCACUACCACCACCAACCACCAGCACGCCACCAACAGCCCACCGCCAUCUUGGACAUGGACUUUGGAGCGGAGCACCUGGACGCCUCGUGUGCGGGAUGUCACCUGAGGGGCCACGGCGGCUUGGUGCGCUUCUCGCCGUGGUCAUGUGACGUCUCGGGGCCGCACUCCUGCCUGGAGAGGACGGAGGCAGGAAGUUGUCGGAGGCCAUGGCUGCAGUGGUCAGAUCACUACAGGCGCCUGAAGGAGGAGGACCCCAUCAUCCCUUUCAGCGAGGGGCCCAUCAUCUCCAAGUGGGGCGCCAUAUCCAGGGCGUCCCGCUCGGGGUGCCACACCACUGAGGCCAGCUUUAAAGAUUGCAACUCUCAGGUGGAGCACAGGUGGAGCUCCAGAGGAUCCCACCCUUCCAUCCACAGCGGGCGACUUAGUGCAGUGGAUCUGCAUCAGCACUCGCCCAGCCAGUGUCUGGUCUUCAGCCCGGAUCAGGACCAGGACCAGAACCAGGACCAGGACGGAGGCAUCUGCUACCAGGAGGACGACCACCAGGAAUCUGGCCAGCACCGGGACAUUGAGCUGAAACUCUGCGCCCUGGACCUGGAGGACCCGGACGCCCAGGAGCUGAACCCUCAGGAGCCCGCAGACCUUCCCUCCCCGUAUUCCGAGGAUGCCGCUAACCUCCUGCCCCUAUCUUCGGGGGAGCAGCGCCAUGCUGACAAGACGGGCGCCCACCUGCUGAGAAAGAUGGCCUUCAGGUGACUUGUGAUGUCAUGCUAGUAAGCAGUACCAGGUGCAGCGGCCGGACCCCAAGCAACAUCUUUGGCAAGUAGAUGAGUCUUCAAACCUCCGGGGUCUUGCCUGGGAGCUAAGAAGCUAAGCUAAAGAGUUUGGAGGAGGAAGGUAUCCUUCUUGGACUCGGAUGAAUGACCUUGGAUGUUUAUCAUGUUUAACACAACUGGGACUCUUACAGUACUUUUUAAUAUUGCAUUGUACUUACCGUACUCCGCUUUUUUUGUGGCAGCCUCGCAUGGCAAUGUGUUAGCAUGUUAGCAUGGUGGUCUUUAAUCCCAGCUAGCUGUUAGCAGACCUCCACCAAGGCUUCGGCAGACAAAACCAGGCAGUUUUUUGUGUACUUUGUAGUUCCUAACUUCUGUGAAGUUGUUUGUCCAAGUAUUUUUGUAUCAGGACAAAACCUAUUUUUGCGCUCGGACAACGCAAUUUAGGAAAAGGAAUAACCGUAUUUCCUUGAAUUGCCGCCGGGUAUUUAGUAUGCGCCUGCCUAGAAUUACUGCCGGGUCAAACUCGUUUUGCAAAAUACUAUUUUUAUUAGCGCAUGUCUAGAAUUUCCACCGGGUCAAACUCGUCACGUCACGAGUGACACUUCACCUGUCAUCAUUUUCAAAAUGGAGGAGACUGGUUUCAAUCAUUUGAAAUCGCAUAAAGGGAAGAAGAUUAAGAGCUAUUCAGUAGGAUUUAAGGUCCAAGCUAUUGAAUAUGCUAAAAAGAACAGUAAGCAGCUAUGUUUUAUUAAUAUACCGUAGCUGCGUGUGUCAAAUAUGAGUCAUUAAAUGACUCCCGCCUCCUGGUGGUAGAGGGCGCUAGUGAUCCUUCUUGCGACUACUCGGCUGCAGAAGAAGUGACAACAAGCAGAGAUCCUUUAUUUUUUCCUCUCGCUUGCACUUUUAACAUGGAGGAUUACAUAUCUAAAAUAAAACAUUUUCUAAACUGGACUUUUAAUCGAAGCAGGAGGUAAUAAAGGAAGAUCUCCAUGGAGACAGAGAGACUUUUAAAACUGAAGAAAGAUAAGGAAGACUUCUAUAAAGAAGUUAUCGAUGCUUUUGAUCAGAAGGAGCUGCGCAUGGACUUCAUUUAUAAGUAAAGUUAAGACCAUAAUAAUGUUUUUUUAUUAAAUGUGCUUUUCAUGAUGGUAUCCUUACAUCACACUCAAAUUUAUAAGCGCAGGCCUAAAUUUACCGCAUGCCUUUGGUGAACGCCAAAGUCAAUCAAUCAAUGUCAAUCAAUGUUUAUUUAUAUAGCCGCAAAUCACAAAUGUCUCAAAGGACUGCACAAAUCAUUACGACUACAACAUCCUCGGAAGAACCCACAAAAGUGAGAAGAGGUUUUAAAAUAAUUAGCGCCCCGGCGGCAAUUCAAGGAAAUACAGUAUUUAUUAUUUUUGUGGGAAACAUUCUAUGUUGUGUGGAAUUUUUUUCAUACAAUUCUGUUUUGCUGCUGAGAAAAAUGUCCUCAUAUUUUUCACCAGACAAUUCAGAGAGAAUUGUGAUGCCCCGCUAUUAUAGGCAUUACUUUACCACACCGCCUGAAACCUCUGAAUUCACUGUCCACUUGAACAAAUGAAAAGACUAAGCUGCAGAGAGUGUCAGGCAGCUGUCAGUGGUACAUACAUGGAGAUUGUACAGUAAUACUUGGUGACUGUACAUGAGUCAUCUUCACAUGUCUCUACUUGAUGUUGUUUAUCUCUAUUUCACUAAGUUUACAACAUAAAAUGGGUGCUUUCCAAAAGAUACGUUUCUUCCUUGCUCCAAAAUAAAAGUUGUGACAUAAUGUAAAUGUGAAAUAUUUAUAAAUGUCAGGUAGAAGUCUUUAAAAUAAGUCAUUUUUCCGGUCAUGUUCUUGGAAAUAUUGCUUUCAAGUUGGAAACACCAGCCAGCAUCUAAUAGGAACUAUCAAAACAUGUAUUCUGCCUACAAAUGUACUUUUUUAAAUAUCAGUUGUCUAUAUUUUCAUGAAUAAUGCUACCAUCAAAUAUACAUUCGUGCAAUACAGGAUUUUUUAUUUGGUCUGUAGUUUUUUGAAAAAGCAUUUCUGUUUUGUAUGCUAUUACAACUUUAUUACAGUUAUUUACCCCGCUUUCUUUUUGUAUGUGUGAGCUGCAUUUGACUGUCAACGGCAGCUUUACAGAUGCCAUAUCUUUUAAUUGUACAAGGAACACACAUAUAUAUAUAUUACAUACAUAUAUAUAUAUAUGUAUAUAUAUAUAUAUAUAUAUAUAUAUAGAAUAUACAUGUAUGUAUGUAUAUAUGUAUGAUGUUUUAUUUUUAUUAUUUAUUGUUAUAUUUUAUUUAUUGUUGACAUUUUAUAAUUUUUUUUAGUAUCCAUUUAAACUUGAUUAAAUAAUACAAAAUAUUAAUAAUAUUAAUUAAAUAUAUAUUCAAUGUAACAAAAAUAUAUUUUUGACUAUUAGAUAUAUUACGUAUAAUUUUUUUGGUCUUUAAGUAUUUGAAAAAUUAUGCCUUUUUAUGUGAUAUUAGAGCUUUAUUACAGUAAUAUUUUUACUUUAGUAUUGUAAAAACUGUAUAUGUUAGCUGCACUUGACUGUAAAUAUCCCCUUUACAGACGACCAACAAAUAAAUAAAGUUUAUAUAUAUAUAUAUAUAUAUUUGUGCAGCGUUAGAGACAUAUCAGGUAGAUUAAUUUUAAUUGUUAUGAUUAACUAUUAAUAUUUAUUAUUACAAUGAUACUUUAUUAUUAUGUACCUUUUUAACAUAUAUCUUUUUAGCCUCUGUGUAAGUUUAGUUUUGUGAUGCCGAGCUAAUUAGUUCAGGUGGACAACACAUCCACCUGCUGAUGACACCUCCUAUUAUUUGACGGCCGGCAUCUAAGUGCAGCAUUUUGCUGACUCUGCCUUCACUUGUCGCCGUCCAAAUUGCAUAACUUUAUUAUUUCCUUUGUAAGAAUUUGUUAUUUACGUGGUAACUUUACCAUGUGAUACUGUAUGACGAUAUCAGUGUUUUGUAUCUGCCGAUAUGGAAAUUCCCAGCUAUUUGGGCUGCCCUAAUGAAAAUCAGGAGCAUGAGGUGGCGUCAUGUGUUGUGCACAUGCCCACUGUGUGAGCUGCGUGCUGUCACAUAUUAGACACUUUCAUGCCACAGAUAGUACAACUGUCUGUUGAAUUCAAUGUGUGAACCUACUGGGCUCAAAAAUGAUGAUAGUAAUAAUACUGUUAUGUAUUCCAUGUAUUUCCUUGGAAAUGUCGCAUGUGUGAAAGUGUUGCCUUUGACUGACAACGUGCAGGAGUAAAAAAGUUGACAUGA